UCGUGUGCUGAGCUGUUGGCUGAACCUCAGGACCGAGCUGGCCAAUCGUGUUGGUUCUGCCCUACGGGCUUCUUAUAUGUCCUAGAACUGUCGCUGGCAGAAGUAGCAUAAGCAAGCAACAGAUGAAAAGACCUAAGCACUGCACGAAAACAGCCUCCAGACGCUGUACUAACCGGUUCGAGAAAGCUGCGAGCUACGCAAGCCAUGUGCUGAUCCGGGUUCAUUCGCAGUGCUGUCGGCGCAUGAUAAAGGUGCACGAGACCCACAAAGAUAAAACAAAGCUAGAUAUCCCAAAUAAGUGAAAGAAAGUUACUAAGUGUUGGAUAGGGGAAUAUAGGAUUUCCCUCGGAACAACACUUAAUUAAUGUUGAAUCGUGCAAUUGCUAUAGUACACAGUAGGACUUAAUCUAGAUCACACGACGGUUAAUGGGAACACAGCUGAUGUGAUUUUUAGCAGCGAUCUUUCGGUAGACAAUAUUCCACGUUUAUACUGUGCUAAUGCAAAACAUGGAUUACUGUUUGUCAGCCAGAUGCCCAGUGGAUUAGUGAAGUGCGCCAGUGAGAUACGCAUUAUGCGUUCGGCCAUACUUUCUUGAAAGCGUCUGUGUAUUUAUGUGACACUGGAUACUAUGAGCUGAAGUCAAUAGACCAAAUGGAACCGUACGAUGCUACUAGACUGGGCUUGAGGCGACAACCCAAGCCAGGAAGAUAAAGCAAACAGGCGAACGAGUAAGAGGCUUUUCAGAGAUUCACCAUCGUAUCGCUUCACGGAGGAAUAACAUUAAGUAAUACGCAGCUAAGUUCCGCGGCUUAACUUAAGUGUUCUCUGAUUCUAUGAACAACUGUUUGACAAACAUGUCCAUAGUUUAAAAUUUUUUUUGUGUUUGCAAGUAAUGAGUAUUUGCAAAUCUCUAAUGCCGACAGUCAAGCACAACAUUCUAACAGUCAGUCGACGCCGAGAUACUUACUUCAGCGGUCUUAACUUAUUUUGAAUACGAUCGAUAUCUGUUCACUUCUCAACGGUUAAUUCAACACGAUACCCAGUAUAAUUCGAUUGGACAAGAAGAAUCACGCUGCUUCUUUCAGCCGCGAAGUCCUUCCAUCUUCGAUCUAGCGUUUGAGCACCCAACGUGUUCUGUUUCAGUCUACAAAGAAGAAACAACAGUAGCACCAUCAACGAUCCCGAGCGGGUUCCUGCCUGUUUUAACAACGGACCAAUAGAUCUACCAUUAGUUUCUUCGAAAAUCAUCGAAGUAGACGACGACGACCGCUACGGGACACACGGAAACACAACUUCAGUUGCUUCUGUUGUUGCUCAGUUUCGUUGUCAGUUCGGUGCUCGCUUUCGCUAGUUUUUUCGACAUUCUUGAGCAGUGGUUAACGCAUGCAUCCACAAAGUAAGCCCCACAAGCUAAACGAGGCCGAUAGUCGGGCAAACAAAGAGGCAACGUAUAUUACGGAUAACUAUUGAAGUGUAUGUAGUAGGAGCAAUGAAAUCAUUAUUUGUACGGAACGUGGCGGUAACGGAUCGCACAGCCGAUUCAGCAAUAAUCAAUCGCUGCUUAAAAGGCGUGAUCUCUGAAUACCUUAGGCAUAAGAACGGCACGUCGCAAUGCAGGAUUGGAUGAGUUAGGAUUGAGAAAACUAAAACCAACCAGAAUUCAGCUUCCAGACAAAAGUCAAUUUUAAGCAGUCUACUGAUUACUGCCAGUAGAGACUGCCUAGCGUUUCUUUGCGCCAGGGUUUCCCAUCCAUCGCACCACGUUACACAGACAUUGUCUAUAAUUGUUCGUUACGACCGUAGUGUCACAUCGCUGAUCGUCAUCACUGUUUCCUCUAGUAGACGGAGUGGUCUGUUGCAUGCCCACUGGCCUGGUUGCCCCUCUUACUAGCCACUACCGCCGCCGCCGCCGCCGCCGCCUCGACUCAAGCUAGCACUGCCUCUCGGAGGAAGGGUCACCAGCUACAGAUAGGGAGGGCCGGCGCUGAGCAUGCUUAGUGAUCAACCUUCUCCACAGCAGUACCCACCCGGCAACAGCUAGAGACUACCAACCAUAGAAAUACGCAUUGCGCUUCGUAUAGGAUGCCACAGUAUGAUGACGAAGUGAUGGCCUGACUGCCUACUGGUUUGUUGCUUAGUUUACUGAAGCUCAUUCGGUGGAGAGUCGAAUCAUCAAACAUCAUCGUGAUCAUCAUCAUCAUUGCUGCUUGCAUACAAACUAUAACCACGAAUGGCAGAAUCCACACUCUCGCUGGUAGGGCGCCACCAUCAUUGAGCUGUGUGUAUGGAUGUCUAUUGAGAGCAAAUCGUAUGAAGGGACCUACUGAGAGCACGACUGACGCCUGCUCAACGCGAAUACCGAAAGCCGUCAUCACGGCGAUAUUAGUAAGCAGCCUGCGUCACUAUUCAAUCAGUGGCCCAAAAUAUAUGAGAGUGGUCGAGACCAGCGUAUUUCUACCUAAGAUAACGCCUGUCAUCGUACCGUGACCCUAGUUCUUACCAAGAUCUUUCUGUCUUAUCUGCCUGUCUCUUCCUAUUGCAAUAUACUCGUACGCUGUGUGGCGUUCCGCCGCGCGCAGUCCGCGAGUUCGGUGCAACGAGUGGCGGGUGGGAGACAAAUUUCGCGCCGGACCAACUAAAUUUACAUUCAGUAAUGAUAGAAAUGUGACUAGCCGCAUCUGAACCGAGAGUCACGUGCCUCGAAGCGCCUGUGUCGUUGAGAAGUGUGCUGCGCCACACCGAAGGGCAGUAACAAAAAGUAGUGACAACAAGCACCAUCAGGACUGAUGAAAAGUGGCUAUCGCCUUGUUCAGGGAGUCGCUUGAAGCAGAGCCGUUGAAAUAAGCAGACGCUACUGAUCGGUCGAUUUAUCUGUACAGACGCAUUGUUUGGAUCCGUCUGUUAACAGUUCCUCUAUCCGACCGUCGCCGUCUUCGCCUCAUUGAUUAGAUCAACAGGAUCGCUGGCACUGGCCAGUUAGAGAACGUCGAAACGGCUAACUCUGACUAGAGCGACUUCUGACAACUUGUGCCGCCACCGUAGCAGAAAAAAAUGUAUACGCUUAACGUGAAUUCGGAUGAUUAUCGUAGGCUCGGAAUAUAAUUUAUUAGUUGAUGAUCGAGUACAGUUAUAAUUGCCCGUCAUCACCACUGGAAAGGACUUUGGUGUAUUUGCAUAAGAAACGUACUGAAUUGGAGAUAAAAAAAAAAAGAAGUUGCGUGCUAUUGUUGCUAUUAAGGGGAAGUGGCAACCGUAAGGAUAUUUGAGAGUGGAUAGUUAUCGGUAUAAAGGUACACUUUAAAUACAAGUGCUGAAAAAUAACUAUCUGGUGUGUUUCUUUGCGACCAUUCGACUCGAACAGAAUAUUUGAUAAGAACGCAAAUGUCGGACAACAACUGUAAUCAUGUUCUGAAUGAGGUAGUUUGAAUGAAGCUUGAUUUUCGACUGCCUAAGAAGUUAAACCAGGCUGAUCAACCUGUCAGAUACUGAUAAUUGCGAUUUCUACGUCCUUAAUUCGCCUUAAGGACGCCUUGACUUUAAAUAAGCGUACGGGUGCCAGCUAUUUGACCAACGUCGUUACCAUUAGCAAAAGGAAUCACAGUUCUUUAGGAAUCACUAUCUAACCGAUCGCAACGUCUCGGCACUCACAGACGGCAUUGCUAAACUCCGCUGUUACGGAGCCUGCAAGAACGGAAGUAACAACAAUUCGCGAGUCGUUUGUCAUCCGCUCGCUGCCGAAAGUUACGCUAAGCUUUUGUUGCCGUGGUUGUUAUCAGCCGCGCGAACCUCGUCGACGCUCAAAUUUCUGCUUGGGUCUAGACACAGCCUAAAAGCAAUAGCUGUUGUAAUACGAGGGAGAGACGUUAAAGAGGAGUGGCGCCAGUCACGGGCAUACAAUCUAGUUGUUGUUAUUCUGCGCCAUACACGUGUCGGUCGCUGCUCGCAGAUGCUGCUUACGACGAACGAAGACGUUUUGCCGCAGCUGCCCCUGCUGCCGUCGUCGGGCCUUGGACACUGCAUGCUGACAUCCUUGCCAAAGCUGAGCACACUCAGCUCGUUGCAUUCGCUAGGUACGUUCGGCAUGCUGAGUGUGAUCUUUGGACGUGGCGGCCGAAGCAAGUCGGUAGCGAUCAGCGAGGCUGACCCUACCUAUAAGUGCGUGUAUCUCGGUAAUGUAAUCACGCCUUGGGCGAAGAAUAUUGACGCGGCUGCCGCCACGCUCUGGAACAAUCAUGUCCGGCGCCAGCAUACGCAGGGUAGCAAUGUGACACAAAUGAAAGUCAGCCUUACCCGGCAGGGUGUCAAGGCAUGGACCUCUCAGCAUGGACUCACCGAAUAUUGGGCGUCGAGGAUCACCCACUGCUCGGCCGCACCUCAAGACAACUACCCGCACAUGUUCUGCUGGGUCUAUCGUCACGAGAGUGGACAGCGGGCGUUCAAGCAAGAGCUCCGGUGUCAUGCAGUUUUGUGUUCGAAGGCUGGCCAGAUGGAGACGCAGCUCCGGCAACGUUUGCAUGACGCGCUUCAGGAGUUCCGGCGUGAAAAGAUGGCCGCUCAGCGUGCUCGCCUCUCGACCGGCCAGGCGAACGUACGACGUCAAAUGUUGUCGACAGGUUCGUCGAACUAUCGCCGUCCUCGUAUCCUCAAAUUGGACUCGAUCGAAGAGGCGUUCGAAGAACCGAUGAUUGAAUGCUGUACCGAUAUCAGUCAACUGCACUCGUUAACGUUAACGAGCUCGAGUAGCACGAAUGGCGGAGGAACCCUUGUACUCGACGAUCUAGACGAUAUCCAAGAGCGUGAUGACGAUCUUCAGCAGUUACAGCAAGCUGAUAAUGUUUCCCAGGAAAGUGGAUGCUCCUGAUUCUUCCCGGUCUCUACAAACUAACAACAAGCUGACGCCACAGCGCUCGCUAAGCGCGGUCGGCAGCUGGAAAUAACGUCGCGUCGGUUCAAGCAAUCUGUUGACUGC
Messenger RNA from Varroa destructor (honeybee mite), 4970 nucleotides. RefSeq names its product protein FAM43A. The record is from RefSeq and is a predicted model, not a curated record. Lineage: Eukaryota; Metazoa; Arthropoda; Arachnida; Mesostigmata; Varroidae.